This is a messenger RNA of Passer montanus (Eurasian tree sparrow), 879 nucleotides long. RefSeq lists its product as uncharacterized. The record is from RefSeq and is a predicted model, not a curated record. The coding region runs from base 1 to 780 and encodes 259 amino acids. The transcript is spliced from 4 exons. Lineage: Eukaryota; Metazoa; Chordata; Aves; Passeriformes; Passeridae.
AUGGGUCCAGAGCAGAAACUUACAGAUGUUCCACCUUCAACUUGUAAUUAUGAAAGGCACACCUCCCUGCUCAGGCUUCCUUCUUGCCUUGUAUGUUUAAGGUAUACAGGCUUACAGAAGCACUACUCAGGAUCGUGCCAGUACAGUGACGAAGCAGAAAGCCAAGUUAUCUCUCCCUCUCAGCGCGUAUCCCAUGCUCUCACCUCGGCACUCGUCCGCUCACACAGCCCUGCGCCAAGCCUGGGUCCUUUCUCUCCCAGAAGUUUGCGGCCAACGCUGCCCAAGGGUCGUCCUACAAACCAACAGCGGAAAAGCCGAGCCAAAAAGAUAAAGGGGAUUAGGCGGGCAUUACUUCCACUGACCUAUAUACUGCCCUCAGCCCGCGGCGGCCCUGCGGCAGACGGCAGCUGCUCGGCCGGGGGUGACACCGGCCUGACAGCCCGCCCCGCCUGCCACAGGCCGAGCGGCGGCGCGACAGCCCCGAAACUCCGUGCGGGGCCCGUCCCAGCCGCCGCCGCCCGCUCACGGCUCCCGCCCCAGCGGGACCGGCCCCUACCUGGCGCGGGUGGCGGCGGAAAGUUUCUCCGGGGAGGGGCCAGGCGGGCUCCACUCCCUCUCCGCCGAAACCACCGGCUCCGGGGAGGAAGGAAGGAAGAAAGGAAAGAGGGAGGCAGGGAGGGAGGUGGCCACCCAGGCUGCCACUCUAUGGCCGUGCACAUAAACUACAGCCUUAGUUCCACUGCAAUAAGUUGUACUGGAGGAGUUUCUGGGAAUGAGUGAGAGAACAUCUGGGCUUCAUUGUCCUACAACGCGAGUAUGAAUACUUUAGAAGACGACAAAGGAAAAAUCUACCAUAUUGUGUCUCAGAGUACAAUCACA